This is a messenger RNA of Olea europaea var. sylvestris, 700 nucleotides long. Its product is annotated as transcription factor bHLH85-like. The transcript has 5 exons. The record is from RefSeq and is a predicted model, not a curated record. Lineage: Eukaryota; Viridiplantae; Streptophyta; Magnoliopsida; Lamiales; Oleaceae. Gene Ontology annotation, biological process: regulation of transcription by RNA polymerase II. Gene Ontology annotation, molecular function: RNA polymerase II cis-regulatory region sequence-specific DNA binding; protein dimerization activity; DNA-binding transcription factor activity, RNA polymerase II-specific. Bases 1 to 483 code for a protein of 160 amino acids. Gene Ontology annotation, cellular component: nucleus.
AUGAAUCAAAUCUUUUAUACCGUUGUAUUGGGGCUUGCUGAUAGGAAUGCAUCAAGGAAUAAACCAGGGAUGGUCCAGUCGAAGAAGAACAAGAAAGUUACUCAAAAUAGUAACGAAGAAUUAAAAGAGACUAAUGGUGGAGGAAGUGGCAUCUCUGAGGAUGACUGCAGUGGUUCUCAAGAAAUAAAUGAAGGGGAAAACUCAGAUUGUCUGAAAUCAAAUGGAAAAGCAAAAACCAGCAGGGGUUCUGCAACUGAUCCUCAAAGUCUUUAUGCAAGGAAAAGAAGAGAAAGGAUUAAUGAGAGAUUGAAAAUCUUGCAGAACCUUGUCCCAAAUGGAAAAAAGGUUGACAUUAGCACAAUGCUCGAAGAGGCUGUCCAUUAUGUAAAGUUUUUACAGGUUCAAAUUAAGUUAUUAAGCUCUGACGAUCUGUGGAUGUAUGCUCCUAUUGCUUACAAUGGCCAGGACAUUGGCCUUAAUUAGAAGAUUCCUCCGACAAUAUUGGUGCAGCUGCUGCUUAAUUAUGUACUUAAAAAUUAAUUUAUAGUUGUUCUGACUUGUAAUGAAUUAAACCAAGAUGAAAGCAUUUCUCAUGUUUCAUGUUAUAACGAAACCGAGAUCCAGAACCAGAAAGGCUUUUGCCUUGUCCAAGAUUCGCAAAUCUGCUCAUGUAUUGUAUACGUACAAAAUGUUAGAAAGA